AAACCUUUAGCCGGAGGCAACCGCAUGGACAGAAGUCUGCUGGAGCCGCAGCGUUACGGAGCGUCCGCGUUUAGUGUCAUCAGGAGUGGUGCAAGAAGAUAGAGCUGUGUUAGGCUCCAACAUUGGGCAGAGGAUCAUUCAGAGGUUUACUUUCAUCUAGCAAUUAGCUCAUUGAUCAGUCAUCGUCCAAUAAAUAGUCGUUUGUGCAUGUGUGUGUGUGUGUGUGUGUGUGAACAGUGAUUGUGAUGGUGUAAAUUGUGAGAAACCCGUUAACACUGUAGCAGAAGCACCAUUACCUGAAAUCGUCGUAGCCAUCAAUACCCAGCAAGUGUAUAGUGCAGUUAAGGUGAAAUGGCGCCCGAAAAGGAUGUGGAUGUGAUUGAUGAGCCCCGGGAGCCGAUGGGCAGUGGGAAUGGUGUGGUUGGUGAAGGCAGAGAAGGAACAGAUCGAGCGGAGGAUGAUGAUCGUACCACUGAUCAGGUGACCGAACAGGUGACGGUGGGCGAGCGUAAGGGCAGUUACGCCGUGUACAACAAUGGCAAGAAGGCGGAAAAGGUACCGGAAAUGGAGAAGAUGCUGCCGGAGGACGUGGAGGACAUGUACCGGGACAUGCCAGUGACCAAGGAUACGAGCUGUGGCUUUUGGAUGUUUCAGGGUCCAAUGCUGCAAAGAUUCGCCAACAAGAAGGUGUACGUGUUCAUGUACGGCGUGGUGGGCUGCAUCUUUUCCGCCACCUAUGCGUACUUCAACGGUACGAUCACGACGCUCGAAAAGCGCUACAAAAUUCCGAGCAAAAACACUGGCAUUAUCUCGGUCGGGAACGACAUCAGCGCGCUGCUGCUGUCCGCCAUCUUAAGCUACUACGCCGGGAAGGGCCACCGGCCGCGCUGGAUCGCCUUCGGGCUGCUGAUGAUAACGGCGUUCUGCUGGCUGACCGCCCUGCCCCAUCUGCUGUACGGGCCGGGGGAGGCCGCCCUCUCCCUGACCACCGAGUACGGUGCAACGUACGAUGCGAACCAGACGGCCGAGGUGAUGGAAGCCCAGAAGGCCAAAAUCCUCUGCCGCACGAAUGCCACUCGCGGUGCGGAAUGUGAACGGGAGGAGGGCACCCUGGCACCACAGAUCGUGCUGUUUAUCGCCCAGUUUAUCUCCGGCAUUGGAAGCUCGCUCUACUACACGCUGGGCGUCUCGUACAUGGACGAUAACAUCAAGAAGUCGAAAACACCGGCCCUGGUCAGUGUGUCGUACUUUCUGCGCAUGCUUGGACCGGCCAUCGGGUACACGCUGGCGUCCUACUUCCUGAAGCUGUACAUCUCGCCCUCGAUGACGCCGACGAUCAGCAAUACCGACCCGCGGUGGCUCGGGGCCUGGUGGAUGGGAUGGUUGAUACUGGGUGCCGUCCUUGCCUUCUUCGCCAUCUUUAUGGCCAUGUUCCCGAAGCAGUUGCCACGUGCGGCCGCCCGGAAGCGUAUCGCGCAGGAAAAGCGCCGCCUGGGCAUGCAGCUGAGCGAUGCGUCCAAGCGCGAGGAUGAGCUGCCCGCUUCGUUCAAGGAUAUGCUGAAAACCUUCAAACGUUUGCUGCGCAACAAGAUCCUGAUGCUCAACAACAUUGCCUCGGUGUUUUACUUCUUCGGCUACAUGCCGUACUGGAUCUUUACGCCCAAGUACAUCGAGACGCAGUACAAACAGUCGGCCUCCACCUCGAGCUUGGUGACGGGCACGGUUGCGCUAUGCUUUUCCGCGAUCGGUGUGCUCCUGUCCGGACUGGUGAUCUCGAAGUUUAAGCCCCGCGCACGGUACAUGGCGGCGUGGAAUGUGAUCGUGGGUCUGCUGUCGGUGAUGGGCAUGAUCGCGUACGCGUUUCUGGGCUGCUCGGCAAGCGAGAACUCGGUUAUCGUUAACAUUCCUUCGCAAACGGAUCUUACGCCCACGUGCAACUCGGCCUGCCAGUGCGAUUACGUCAAGUACUCGCCGAUCUGUGGUGAGGACGGUAACACCUACAUCUCGGCCUGUCACGCCGGCUGCAAACGUCAGAACCAGUACGGUGAUCUCAAAAUUUACGGUGAGUGUUCGUGCAUUACGCCGGUGGUCAAUUACACCAGCCCACUGUACAAUCAGUUGCUGACGGGUGGCAAUCACACCACCACCAGUACCGCUGCAGCUCGGGAUGAGAAUAUGUUCUCACUAGGCGGAUCGGCCAUUGCGGGACCGUGCCCGCUGAACUGCCAGAAAGAGUUCAUCACCUUCCUGGUGGUGAUGUGCUUCCUGAAGUUUUCUGGCGCCACUGGCCGGGCAAGCAACUUCCUCGUGUCCGUGCGCUGCGUCGACGAGAAGGACAAGGCCGUAUCGAUGGGUUUCGGCAUGAUGGUGCUGAGUCUGAUGUCGUUCAUACCUAGCCCGAUCUUUUUCGGGCUCGUGCUAGACAAGACCUGCCUGGUGUGGGGCAAAACGUGCACCGGCAAGGGCAACUGUUGGCUGUACGAUGGGGAAACGUUGAGGUAUUUGCUGAACUUCAUUGCAGCGGCUUUCGUGCUGGUGGGCACGCUGUUCGAUUGCGGUGUGUGGUAUUACGUGAAGGAUUUGAAAAUCUUUGACGACGAGGUGCAGGAUAAGGAAAUUGCGCUCGCCGAUAAGGAGGAGGAAGCGAUCACGGAUCGACCUACGUAGGCGGUGCACUUGGGGUAGUGUAAGUGUUGUUUUGUUCCUAGUGUCGUUAGCGGCAGGAAAACGGGUUGCCUAGUGAACGAGGAAACGGUUAUGUAUAGUGAAACUAUGACGAUUAUUUAAAUAAUUAGAUAUCUGCUAAGAAAUGAAAAGAACCAAAUUUCUCAAUUGA
Anopheles arabiensis is the source of this 2836-nucleotide messenger RNA. Its product is annotated as solute carrier organic anion transporter family member 74D-like. NCBI's taxonomy places the organism in Eukaryota, Metazoa, Arthropoda, Insecta, Diptera, Culicidae. Gene Ontology annotation, biological process: sodium-independent organic anion transport; transmembrane transport. Gene Ontology annotation, cellular component: membrane. The coding region runs from base 352 to 2667 and encodes 771 amino acids. Gene Ontology annotation, molecular function: protein binding. The transcript is spliced from 7 exons. The record is from RefSeq and is a predicted model, not a curated record.